UACAAAAUUCAAAUAUGUGAUUUUUUUUUUAUAAAUUAAAUAAUGUCACAUCAGCCGUAUGCAAGGUGUGUAUUGAUGAUCUAUACUGACUUAUGAAUAGAGUUUUUGUUUGUGAUAUAUAUUUGUAAUUCUUUUUUUUUUUUUUUGAAUAAGCUUGUGAUAUUUGUAAUUCGUUGAACUAGCCAUACUUCUUGUAGUUUUGAUAAAAUGGUUUUAUUUAUCAGCUACUUUUCCAAACUAUAUAUGUAGUUAAUUAAUAAUAAAAAUUUAUAUAAUAAACAUUUACUGAUUAUGUUUUAUUAUUAUUAUUAAUUUAUUAUUUAUUUUUUUCUAAAGCAAUACUCUGAAUAUAUAUCAAUACGAAAACUAGAGCUACAAAUUUUAUAGAAUCCCUGUUCAAUAGUCUUGAGGCUUUAUAAUUUCAAAAAGACAGGACAAUUUCCACCCACCGACCUCCAAGGGACUACGUUAAAAUUAAUAUGCAUGCAUGCAGCAUAUUCCAGCUCAAAUAUGGCGGGAAAUUUGAAUUGCAUGAAUCCUUCUAACGUUCGGAUUAUUCUUGUCCUAGUAGCUUUAGGAGAUCUUCCCCGGCCUGCAUGCCUAUAUAAGUCCCGCUCCCCUCAAACGAACUGUUUUAAUUUUUCUCGGUUGUUUCUUUCUCAACGUGAUGGAGAGAUCGAGUCCUAAGUUUUCCUGCAGAUCUUGUUCCAACAUUGGAUUACUUUCUUCUCGAUUACUCCGUGGAGAUGAUCGUUUGGGUUUAUGCUGCAAACUCAAAACCCUAAGCGCCACAAUGGCUGUGAAGCCACAUGAUCAGGAUUCUCACCACAACUCGGAACACGUUCUUGAUCAUAUGAAGGAUGCAGUUUGCACGGAAUCGACAGUUUCUUGUGGGUUUCAAAGCAAAGCGGCUUCAAUGGAAUCAAAGCUCUCUUACGGGAUUGACCCGAAGGCCGUUUUAACAGAGUUAACGCUCUCUUGUGGCCCGGUUCAGAUCGAGGCCAAGAAACGCAAAGCACUCGAAGCUAGAAACUCUCUUCAUCGUGUCACCUUUGCCAGGAUCCACGAGCUACUAUUUACUGAGGACCCUGAUCACGAAGGAGUUUCGACAGAGAUGAAGCUGUUCAAGGAAUCAUGGAUUGAUCCCGAGAAGACCGAAACCCUGGAAAACACACGUGAAGAUCAAGGAAUCUCAAGAAGAUUGAAGCUGUUCAAUGAAUCAGCACUGAUUGAUUCCAAGAACUCCGAAACCGUGGAAAACAAGCAUGUAGGAGGAGUUUCAACGACGCUGAAGCUGUUUGAUGAAACAUGGAAUUAUACUGAUCCCAAGAAGAGCGAAACCGUACUGAAAAACACUUUUAUUAAUCCAAAGGAAGAUGGCCCAGUCUCUGACAAUUCCGGGGCUACAGUGAGUACGGCCUCCAAUUCCAUUAAUGCCGUAACUGCGAGGUCGAGAUCAGUACGCCUCGACAAAGAUCUACACGCAGAGACGACGCCAACUGCCAUGGAGGAUCCUUGGAAAAUAAAAAAGGCACUGACAGAGAGUGAUCUUGGUAAUUUGAGCCGGCUCUUGCUGAAAACAACUUGGGUAAGGCAUCAUGUUUUGCCAUUCUUGGAUACUGAUAUCAUUAGAGAAGUUGAAAGUGAUCAGGGCAAGCGCGUUAACGUUUGGGAUCAAGAUUCUCAGUCAGCACAUGAGUUGGUUCUCAAAAAGUGGAAAACCUGUAAGAGUUAUGUUUUGAUCAACAAGUGGCACAAAGAUUUUGUGAAUAGGAGGAAGUUGAAGAAAGGGGAUGUCAUUGGCCUUUACUGGGAUCCCUUUAAUUCGAUAUUCCAUUUUAGUGUUCUAAAAAGGGCUGAUCUGGUUGCUGAUCAUCAUCAUCAGCCUAAUCUUUUAACUGGAUGUUUGUUGGAUAAAAUAUAGAUCAUGCGUACUGAUCUAUUGAUGUUAAUGUACUAGGUGGAUAUAUGUGGAUUAUCAUAUGUUGUCAGCCAGCCAGCUUCUAUGUUUUCUCUUAAUUUGCUGCUCA
This is a messenger RNA of Carya illinoinensis, 2030 nucleotides long. Its product is annotated as B3 domain-containing protein At2g33720-like. Gene Ontology annotation, molecular function: DNA binding. NCBI's taxonomy places the organism in Eukaryota, Viridiplantae, Streptophyta, Magnoliopsida, Fagales, Juglandaceae. The record is from RefSeq and is a predicted model, not a curated record. The transcript has a single exon. Bases 668 to 1924 code for a protein of 418 amino acids.